Paracoccidioides lutzii Pb01 is the source of this 714-nucleotide messenger RNA. RefSeq lists its product as hypothetical. The transcript has 3 exons. The record is from RefSeq and is a predicted model, not a curated record. The coding region runs from base 1 to 714 and encodes 237 amino acids.
AUGGCUACGGAGAGAUACAUUCCCCCCAUGCUUCGCAGCAAGGCGGAACUCAAUCAACAAGAUAGACCAGAACAACCAGCUCAUCCAAAAGGAGGAGCCUCCUCCCCAUCAGCCCACCCAUGCGCAACCCUCAGCGCCUCCGCAGAAGAGCCAGAAACACUGGCAUACAUAAUUCUCUUCGACCGAGAACACCCAUACUGGGAAACCAAGCGCGAAGUCUUCUGCAAUGAAAACCUCCAUCUUCUCCCUUCGUCGUUCACGGAACCAGCUGUAAACACAAACCCUUGUCCUGGCACCAGCGCCCCAAAUGACAAUAAACAACAGUACCACUUCCAACACAUCCAGAUUCUGGCCAACGCCAAAACACCCGCUCCGUCAACGCCUUUGCGGGCUACUACGUUAUCUGCGCUAUUCGCUAUCUUAGAGCCACAUAGCCGUCAACUCGCUUGGUACUUAGAGAUGAAGUUUGGAACCGACUCUAGGAAUCCGGAGAAGUGGAUUGAAAAGUUCUCGCAGUUCUGGACGGUCGUUACGAUGGUUCUGGAUACACAUCAUGAAGGGGAAGGGGGCAGAGCACCACCACCACCUAUUGUUGAUCUUGAGGCCGAGGCUGCGGCCGAGAAACGGACUGUCAAUGAGAUUUUGGGGGAGAUGUGGGGCGGGGAACGAGGGGAGUUGAGAGACUUUGUGGGUUGGUGUUUUGGAGGGGAUUGA